UUUUUUUUUUUAUUUUUUUUGCCAUCUCUUUUGGCUCAGCCCACCUCCAAUAUUUUUUUUACAUGAAUACUCUUUAUUUUUGUCACACAUUUCUUUGAGAUGAGAUGACCCUCAAAGGUGGCACCAGCCAAGCCUGCGCUGCCUGCAAGUAUCAGAGGAGGAGGUGCACGGCUGACUGCCCACUCGCGCCAUACUUCCCGGCUGAUCAGCCUAAGAUGUUCCAGAAUGCUCACAAGCUUUUUGGCGUGAGCAACAUCUUGAAGAUUCUGAGAGAGCUAGACCCCAGCCAGAAGUUGGUUGCCAUGAAGUCCAUCAUCUAUCAAUCAAAUAUACGCGAUAAGUAUCCUGUCCACGGAUGUUUAGGAAUCAUACAACAAUUGUGGUAUCAAAUUCAACUAGCCGAGGAGGAACUUCAAGCUAUUCAUGCACAAUUGGCUCUCUAUCGACAACAUCAGCAACAAGAGGUGUCAACUGGAUUGACUGAUUCUAUAUCGCAAUUGCACUUAGGAAUGGCGCCUCCAAGCAAUGCCCUGUCGCAUUUUCACCAGGAUGCUCCCCAAAAUUAUGACAAUACCGUAUCCGCACUGCCCAUUGGAUCACAACCCACUUACUCCUCCAAUAGCGCCAACGCUGCCAAUUACAAUGCAACUUACAUGGAUUCCAAGGAAAACAAUGCUGUAAACUCUUUAUGGGUUCAACAGCCGCCCUACAACAAUAGCAGUAGUAAUAUUAAUAAUAGCAAUCCAAUGGUUAUGCAAUCCCAGUUGAUAAACUCGCAGCCCUUAAUAAUCCAACAAGAUUGUGGCACACAAGAUUAUGAUGAAAUGCACCCAUUCUUUGAUACAAUUGAUGAUAGACAGUCUUAUAUUGCUUCAAAGGAAGCAUAUGAGUCGAGCUCUGAAUCAUCAUUGAAGGAUACAACACAAUCUGUUGAGCAUGUAGCUGAGAAUGAGUUGAAGAGUGCUGUGGCGUGUUUCAGUCUUACCAGCGUUAAUUAAUACUGCAGAACACCAUGGAAAGUGUGGAGUAACUGGUACCAGAGAGUAGACUUGUGACUAUGGUGCCUGUAUUCUGCACAUGUUAUUUCACAUAUUCACAGAGUACGUUAUGUUAAAUUGCAUCAUUUCUCUUUUACUUCAACUUCUUUCUUUUGAAUACUUAAUAGUUGUUUCAGUAGGAAAUGAUUUGGUCAUUCAUUCUGUAAACCUGCACUUUCAGAACAGAGGAGUAUUUGUGUCCUCCCCUCAACUAGGAAUGUGAUCAACUCUGUGCAGAUUAAUUUGCAAAUGAUGAGCGAAGCCAUUAUUCAUGACGAUGCAUAUUUGAACUCUUGAAUGGACAAAACCACCGUUCUAGUUUUAAACAACCACCCCAAAUCCAAAUGAAUCACUUUAGUAGCUCUGAUAAAGAGCUUCAAUGUUUUAGUUCGUACACUAUCUAGGUCUUUUCUGAAUUGCAAGCGGAUCUCUUUCUUUUCAACUCCUGAUGGCCAAAGCAAACUUAAACGCAAAAACAAACGGACGGCCAAAAGACAACAAAAUACAGAUUUGAGUUUCAGAUAAAGGUAUGAACCUUCUCAGAAUCCAACGUUUGUGAAAGCUAGGACAUGUGAUCACUGCUCUUUGUUAGUUUAGUGUUUCUUCAAGAUUAAUUACUGCUAAAAGCUUUCAGUUCCUAUCAUGAAGCCUGCACAUAAUAGCUGAUAUCGGGUAGAAUGUCAUCAAAAUGUACUGUGAAAAAUGUUGUCUAGAGCAGCAAAAACCUACCAACUACAGAUAAUUCUGUAAUAUGGCUAUAGCUGACAAAGCUACUGAAAGUAACUGGACCAAAAAUGUUGAAAAUAACCUAAAAUUCAAAGACUAUUCAAUUACAGUGUCAGCUAAGCCUUAAUCUGAAGGGUCUUAAUCCCCAUACAGGAUCCAAGAAUCUAUAACAAAUCAUUUUGAAUUGAAAAUAAUCCAAUUUAUUAAACUUUAAGAGGUUUAGGUUGGAUGAUUAACCCUCUAAAUUAUCUUAGGAAUAGAAGAUUUAACUGAGAUAGAUUGACAUAGUCAAAGAAUACCAGUGACACAAAUUAAGAAUGGGUAAAUAGGGAAGAUCAUAGUAUGGUUUAAAGUAUUAUGGGGAACUUAAAAUACAAGAAGGUGAUUAUUACCUUGGGAUUACUUUUGUGUAAAGUAGUUGCUAUUCAUUAAACCUGCAUCUCACGCUUGAGGUCAAUCAAAUGAUGACCCUUACCUAAAUAAACACUCAAAAAGCACUAGAUUUUAACUUGCCCCAGCUACCAAGUCCUUGAAGGAGAGCAGCACUCACAAGUAGAUUAAUAGGUCGGUCAUUCUUCACUGUUCCAAUUAUUUCUUUCCUCUGUUUCUUUCUUCUAGAAUUACAUUUUAAAUUGCUGAAUAUAUCAGGUUCACCUACUGUUGUGAAGUAAAAUAUUUGAAGGUUUACUGAUCCACUUAGCAUCCUCCUGUUACACAUACUUUGUUGGCUGUUUGAUAAUUUAAAAAGUACAUAAAAAUCCCUGCCAGUGAUUAAAAGUGCAGCCAGCGAAUGCAUUUGAUCUGAGUUUGUAUUGCAAAAGAAAACCCGAAAAGAAGUUUCUCAUGAUAGUUCUUAGAAGUUAUGAGCUUGGUGGAUUAAAACUGUUUCCUUCUUUUACAAUGUCAUUUAAUUUGUUUUCUAGAAGGGGAGGGGAUUGGGGUAACAGAAGUAAGAAGAGAGUAUGGACAUGGUGAGAAUCAAACUAUUGUUCUGAGAUGAUGAUACAAGACGGUUUUCUGAGUUAGUUACUUUCAUGCUUUCUCUUAAGAAUCUGAAGAUUUACACUAGUAACAGCCAAAUGACUUCAAAUCAAGAAAACUAGACCAUGGUGUAAUGCAACUUUUAUUACUUCCCCCAGCAUGAAAUGUCUUUUCUAUUCUUUUAUCUCCGAUGUACUUCACUUUCUCCAGUCAAUUCAUAGACCAAAAAUAAAACAAAAAAUACUUGGAACAAAAUAACUUCUCAAUAUUCAGAUUCUACAAGUAGCUAUUUAACUUUUACUUUUUGUGAAGAUCAUACUUGUUUAGUUCAUCUCAAGUGAUUAAUACAUUUCAUUUUCCUACAAGUAUUUCAUUAUUAAACUUUUAUAUUUUGUUACUGAUAAAAUGUGUAUAAACACAUAAAUAUACAUUAGAUUAGCUUUGUCCCCAAUGAAAAAAUAUCUUUGCUCCCCCUGCCCAUGCUCAUACUGUUUUUACCAAAACAUUCAGCUUAGAGCAGUAAUGAGGUGUAUGGGCAGAAAAGCAUCACUAAUGGAGUUGACGUCUUGCUAUUGGUAGCUUCAGAGAAUAAGGAAUUUCAAACUUAAAAUAUUACUUAUUGUUUAUGAAAUGAUGAUGAUGCAAAGUCUAGGACAGUAUCAAAUUUCUUUAGGAAAAUGAGAAGACAGAGUAUGUGCCAAUUCCUAGUUUCUUCAAGCUAUUAAAAUAAUGCAAGGCAAGUAAUAAUUUCUUAUCUGUAUAAAACGGGCUAAAUUGUAUUACAGCUUUGUCAGAUCAGUUGUCACAC
Coffea arabica (coffee) is the source of this 3552-nucleotide messenger RNA. RefSeq names its product LOB domain-containing protein 27-like. NCBI's taxonomy places the organism in Eukaryota, Viridiplantae, Streptophyta, Magnoliopsida, Gentianales, Rubiaceae. The record is from RefSeq and is a predicted model, not a curated record.